Aplosporella prunicola CBS 121167 is the source of this 525-nucleotide messenger RNA. RefSeq lists its product as uncharacterized. The coding region runs from base 1 to 525 and encodes 174 amino acids. The transcript has 2 exons. Lineage: Eukaryota; Fungi; Ascomycota; Dothideomycetes; Botryosphaeriales; Aplosporellaceae. The record is from RefSeq and is a predicted model, not a curated record.
AUGAAUUUCCGGAGCCUUCUCGACCUCUUAAUUUUGACGGAUAAGUAUGGCGCCACUAAACUCGUACGGCCGUGGAUCAAGACCUGGAUUGCCGAUGUGCAGCAUCUACUGCUAGAGCCCGCGUACGAAGAGUGGCUAUGGAUCGCCUGGGAGUUUGGCCGGCUAGCGUCUUUCCAAGAGUUAGCGGUACACUUAGUUAAGGAAGUAAGGGUGACUGCGAACGGCAGAUGCGUUACACAGAAAGGAAGGAUCCUAGAUCCGUCAGGAGAGAGCUGCCAACUACCUCCAGACAUUAUUGAAAGCAUCCUUGGUGUCCGACAACAAGUUAUCCAAAGCUUGUUUGAUAUUUUCCAACGUUUCAUCAAGGAAUUUGCCGCAGUUCGGUCUCAAAAUAUCUAUGGGACUCGCUGUAACUGCUCUAGUAUGCAAGAGAAUCAAGACGACAAGCGACAAUGUGACAUCUUAGCAUUCGGAUCCCUCACACUUUCGCUACACCAGGCUGGGCUGAGCUUGGAGAAGAGUUAG